AUGGCACCUCAUACCAUCUCCCUCACGCACGACGAGGUUUGGACUACUUCUGGAACCAGCGAAAGUGAAGGUGGUGUUAAGAUCUCUCGCAAGGGGAAGAAAAUCAUCGAAGAUACUACGCCUCCGCCAUCCAGUCAACCACGUCCAGAACCAGACGCUUCCUCGGACAGUGCGAGUUUAUUGGAGAACUACGACAUCGAUCCUGCACACGAGGAGUUUGUAAGGGAGGUCCUGAGUGUGGCGCCGCCGGGGGAGGUUAUGCAGUUGGGUGUUGAUGUUGAGAGGGUGCUUGAGAUGGCGAAGAAACAGAUUGAGGGGGUUGCGAGGGGGUUGGUGGCUGGGGAGGAGGGGAGGAAGAGGAAGAGGGAGAAAGGUGGAGAGAGAAGUGCGUUAGUGAAGGAGGUGAUGGCUAAGAAGGCUAAGAAGGCUAAGCUUGGUGAAGAGGGGAAUCAUGGGACGGCGUUGACGGAGGAGGAGAAGAGGGGGAGGAAGGCUGCGAAGAAGGAACGGCAGAAGGCUAGGAGGGCGCUUGAGAAGGCUCAGAGUGGUGCGGCGAAGAAGGAUGGUGUGUUGGAGACGAAUAUCGCACCAAAUAAGGAUUUCGCGCCAAAGAAAGAAGAUAUCAAGCCAUCCACGGAGACAUCGAAGAAACCUGCUGUCAAACAGACACCUGUUCCGGUACCUUCGUUUCCAAAACCUAAAUCCGUCAACGAGGUUCGAAGGAGCUCUUCGAUGAGCGAGAGUCCUGUUCCGGUACUGUCGACUAUACGACCUCGAUCUACUGUAGGGCUGAGGAGGGAUUCCUCUGCUAUGAGCGAGACACCUGUUCCGGCACCUCGAUCUGUUGCGAGUCUGAGAAGAGCUUCUUCUGGCCAGACUCCUAUUCCAGUUCCAUCACUCUUUAAGUCUAAGAUGCCAACAGUGGCGAGGAUAGACUCUUCGAUGAGCGAGACUCCUGUUCCUGUACCUUCAGUUCCGAGCUUUAAAAGAGCUUUGGCGGCGCCCAUCGUUACUGUUACGUCAAUUGGAGCUUCUAAGGUCGAGGGUGAUGAUCAGGAUGAGAAAGAGACAUCAAAGCUUAGCUCUGAAGAGAAAGCACAAAGAAAGGCAGCGAAGCGUGAGCGGAAGAGAUCGGAGAAACAAUCAGAGGUUAUUACUACCAUCGAGUCCACCGAAUCCGUACCCAAGAACAAGCAGUUAAAUGGCAAGCUCUCGGCCAUUGAGUCCUCCAUUCCUGCGCCAUCGAGAAAGCCCACCACACCUACAAAAUCUCAGAAGAAAGCGAAAGUAGGACCCAUCAAAUCUGAAUACUUCUCUGAACCAACUCCCACUAAAGCCUCCCUAGAAGUCACCGAAGACCGAAAAGCACGUAGAAAAAAGAAAAUAGCACUCCGCAAAGCUGAAGCUUUGAAACCUACGCCCGCCGGAUUGAAUCAGCUGAAGCAAGAACAAAUCCAAGAAAUCACAGCCGGAGCAGCAAGAUUGGAGAACUGGUCUCAGAAAGCUGAGAGCGUCAAGAAACUCGCGACGGGAUCGGGCUUGCCAGAUGAUUUGGUUGCGAGUCUGGCUAAGGCUAGGGAGGCGGUUGAGAAUGCUAUGUUGUUAGGUAUUGAGGGUGCGGGGGUGGUAGAAAAUGGCGAGGGUGAGAAGGAUGAGAAGAAGAAGAAGCGGAAGAGGAAGAGAAAUCAUAAUUUGUUGAAUGAAAGUGGUGAGAAGGGCGAAACUGUGGAGCUUGCGGCACCAGAUGAGACUAUUGUUGAUGAGAAAGAUGAGGUUGCACCUGCAGAGGCUGAUGGGCUUGGUGUUUCUGCUAAGGGAAGUGAGAAUAAGAGGCAGCGGAGGGAUAGGGGACGGAAGCCGAAAGUGGAGGUGCCAACAGAGGCUGGGACUGCUGAGGUCGUGGCCGUAUCUGAGGAGACUGAGAAACCGAAGUUGAACAGGAGAGAUCGCGGUCGUAAAUCAGUCGCCGAGGUCUCGAAGACAACUGGCAAUCAUGCAGAGCCUUCGCUGGACACGUUUGCGUCGGAAAUUCAGGCUUCGUUGGUUCCUGAGAUUGCGAUGCUUUUCGACACACUAACGGAAUCUAUGCCAAAGAUACCGAAGGGGUCGCAGGUCGAGAUUACGGCUGCAGUUGAGCCGCAGGCGUCACAAACGGGAAAAGAAAAGAAAGGCAAGAAGUUGAAGAUGCCUGUGUCGGCACAGGUUGUAACUGCGGCUGUGGAGCAGUAUGACCCAGUCGUUGAAGUUGCUUCAUCACCAGCUAAGACACCGAAACGAUCGAAGACGAAGACUCCCAAAUCUUCUAGCCAAGAUAUCCGGAUACCCUCGUCACAACCCGAAUUCCCACUACAACAACAGUCCCAGCUCACAGACCCAUUCGUCGACGCAAAAAAUACAGCCAAAGACGCAACCAAGCUAUCACAGCCCCUCUCCGAACUCCCAGACACCAACCGCAAAGUCAAAAAUGGACGUAAAAAUCGACUAAGCAAGACAGUUGCGGGAGAAUCUGCAUCAAAAGAUCACCACUCGAACUUUAUGGAUGAAAGGCAAGAUGAGGGGGUUGAGUCUGAUAGACGUGAUUCAGUGAGAUUGCCGAGCGAUUUGAGGGGGAGGUUUGCUUCUGUUAGGAAGAGUGGUGGUGAUAUUCCGAGUGUGGGAAUGGCAGAAAGGGGGAGUGGGCUUGAUGAUGAGUCUGCACCGAUGCUAUCUGAGCGAGAUGGGAAGGGCAAAUUCGAUGGCUCUUUGGCACUGCCCAGGGAUAAGAAAGGUCGAUUCUCUUCUGCUAAGAAAGACAGUGCCGAGAGAGAUCUGGCGAGCAGCACGCCUGAUAUCGUCAACUCAGCGGCACUAGUGCGAAACAAGAAGGGUAGAUUCUCUUCUGUCAAGCGAGCCAAAAAGGAUGCUUCGAAGGACGCUGCGAAGUCUUCAACUAUGAGCGAUAACAGCCGUCGACCUUCCUCUGCUAGCGAAGCCUUUGUCGACACCCCCAGUUUAGAUAUCAGAGACAGACGACGAAGCUCUUUAGCUGCUAUAGACAGGAUCGCCUUGCAAGCAUCGCUUGAAGAUCAAGCAUCCACUAUCUUCGAUCAAUUCGUCGACGAUGUCCCUUCUUCGACUGUCUCUCGUAAAAGGAGAACUUCUGCGCCUGCGGUGAGUAGGUCACUUUUCGGGAAAGGUGUACCUGCUUCAGAUGAUGGAUCUGUUUGGGAAAUGCCUGUGCCGGUAAGGAACGAGAAGGGGCAGUUUGUGGGCGAGAGUUCUACGUCUGCGGUGAACAGAUCAUCUUCCAAGCCUUUGCUGAACACAUCAACCCCCAGUAACAAGAGAGCUACUUCAAAUAACAAGGCCGCCUCGGAUGACGGGUCGUUAUGGGAAAUGCCUGUAUUCACAAGGAAUCAAAAGGGACAGUUCAUAAGCCAGACUCCUGAGAAGAGCCCAAAGACGAAGGUACGAGAUUCUGCAAAAUCUGCAAAAUCUCCAGGCUCUAUGUCAAGAGCUGUUCCUACGCCAGUCGCGAAUGAAAACGCCAGUGAAGACGGGUCUGUAUGGGAAAUGCCUGCGAUCCCAAGGAGCCCAAGAGGACAACUCGCAGGCCAGAUUUCUGCAAAAAGCGCAAAAGCGAAAGCACCGAAUUCUGCAAAACCUGCAAGCGCUAGAUUGACAGACGUUGCUACACCACAAGAGAAAGACGCUGCUAUUGAAGACGGGUCUUUGCCGGAAGCGCCUGUACUUCCACGGACUUGGAGAGGACGAUUCGCUAAGAUCCGGACGAAGGGAAAGAAGAAAGUAGAAGCUUCAGCAAUAUCUAAAAGCGUCAAAUCAGGAGAUGUUCCUACACCAGAUGCAAAAGAUGCUGCUAGGGAUGAUGAGCAAUUCUUUGAUACACAAGAAACAGCUGAGGAGCAAAUUGAGGAUGCCAGCGACCAUCCGGAUCCCUCGACAAAUGUACCAGUUGUUGUGACGGAAUCACCAAUAAUACCCAAGCCUAUCGAUGAAACUGAUCACUCGUUGUCGAAUAAUCCUGAUGCCACUAUGACACCACAAACCCUAAUAAGCCCCGCCCAGCCAGCUCAUCAACCGAACAGUUCUAGACGACGGACAUCUAUGUUCUUCUCUCCACCAGCGAAAAGAAUGAAACGGAAUAAAGCAGAAGACUUUUUCGAAAAAUCCGAAAAGCCGCUGGUGGAGUCGCCCAAUAAGGUGGCUCUUCAAGAGGAGGAAGCUGAGAAUUCUCCCAUUAGGCUGGAAACUCAAGAUGUUGUCCGUGAACUCCCAGAAGAAGUCAACGAAGCUACCGGCAGCCCAAUAGUAGCAAAAGAGAAACCGAAACGUCCUCCAGCCAAAUCACCGUAUUUCCAGAUACCUACAGCAUCACCUGCCAAGAAAAGCAAAUCAAAGGCCACCAACAUUGUCGAAGGGGAACCCUCAACCAGUCUCCCACCCUCAACGCCUAAAAAGUCCAGCCCAUCAAGUCCUAAUAGACGCUCACCUGGAGGCGUCGUAUCAUGCAUCCCCUUCCCACCACUCUCCUCCCCAACCUUCGGCCUCAUCCAAGAAAAGCUCGCCCACGACCCCUUCCGCCUCCUCAUCGCCGUCACCUUCCUCAACCGCACCCGCGGCAAACAAGCCAUCCCCGUCUUCUUCUCCCUCGUCGAAAAAUACCCUACCCCGUCCGCCCUCGCCGGCGCCAACAGAGAAGACAUCGUCGACAUCAUCAAACAUCUCGGCCUCCAAAACCAGCGCGCAGCGACGUAUCAACAGUAUGCUAAGCAGUGGAUUGAGGAGUCCCCGGUGAAGGGAAAGAGGUAUGCGGUGAAAGGGUAUCCGGAGUAUGCGGAUGGGAGGGAUGUUAAGAGGGGUGAGGUGCUGGGGGAGGGGGAUCAGAGGGUCGGUUGGGAGAUUGGUCAUAUGACGCAGGGUCCUUAUGCUAUUGAUUCUUGGAGAAUCUUUUGUAGGGAUGAGUUGAGGGGGUUGGCUAGUGAUUGGAAUGGGAGGGAUGCAGUGAGCGCAGCGAACGUAGUCAGCUCGUCGAAUACCGACCGAGAAGCCAAUUCCAUCGGCGAAGGCAAGGUCUUCCAACCAGAAUGGAUGCGCGUCCUUCCCGAAGAUAAAGAGUUGAGAGCCUAUCUCCGCUGGAUGUGGUUGAAAGAGGGGUUUGAGUGGGAUCCGUUCACGGGUGAUAAGGAUGUUGCGUCUGAGAGCUUGCUGAGAGCUGCGGAGGAGGGGAGGGUGGUUUGGGAUGAGAUGGGGGGGAUGAGCGUGUUGGAUGAGGUUGGGGUGUAG
Messenger RNA from Glarea lozoyensis ATCC 20868, 5283 nucleotides. RefSeq names its product DNA-glycosylase. The transcript has 3 exons. The record is from RefSeq and is a predicted model, not a curated record. Gene Ontology annotation, cellular component: nucleus. Lineage: Eukaryota; Fungi; Ascomycota; Leotiomycetes; Helotiales; Helotiaceae. The coding region runs from base 1 to 5283 and encodes 1760 amino acids. Gene Ontology annotation, molecular function: catalytic activity; DNA binding. Gene Ontology annotation, biological process: DNA repair.